CUCUAAUCCCGUGAACGGACCGCAGGGUGGCUUAUCGAUGCAUCGAAUCGUCCCCGAUGAAGACCGUUAGGUUCCCGAUGACGGCGCACGAAAGUGCCACUGAUCUCUCGUAAAAGAAACUCGCUGAUUAAGUGUUUGUGGGUCCGUGGUGAUGGCCAUAGUGCGCGAGCUGUGCAAUGUGUAAAGAAACGCAUGAACUAUCAUGCCAGAGUUGUUGAAACCGUUCAAAUAAUUGCUCGGUGAACUUUCGAGAUAUACCAAAGUCGGUGAAUGUUGAACGAUAGAAGAGAAUUUAGAAUGUCGGAGGAACGCGCGAAAGCUCCGGAAACGGCGAGGGAAUCGACGGAGUUGAUGGAGAAUCCGAAAGUAUGCUCGUUCAGUAUCGAAAGCCUUUUAGCGCCAGCCAAGAAGAGAACGGAAGAGGAGAGGCGUGUGCCGAUGCAGACCGAGGUGUAUCUGCAUGGUCAUGAGUCGAACGACUCGGAUGGUCGAAAGCUGGUGGCGCCGGAUUCGUCCAUGAUUAUGGUCGAGGAUAUCGAAUUCGACGAUGCCGAUAUGGUCUGCUCCACAUCGCCCGAACCGGAAAUGUGCUACGAAGCGUGCACCAGCAGCAGCGGUGCCAACUCGACGACAGGUGCGGAUAGGGAUAGUCAAGAAAAAAGUGGCAGCGCGAUUAGCGAUGACGAGAGGAAGAAGAGGCCCCGCACGGCGUUCACGGCCGCGCAGAUUAAGUCGUUGGAGGCGGAAUUCGAGAGGAACAAAUACCUGAGCGUGGCGAAGAGACUGCAGCUGAGCAAGACCCUGAAGCUCACCGAAACUCAGAUAAAGAUUUGGUUUCAAAACAGACGCACAAAGUGGAAAAGGAAGUAUACCAACGAUGUGGAGUUGCUAGCGCAACAGUAUUACUCCAGUUUGGGGAUUCCUGCCCCGCGACCAAUUUUUGUCGGCGAUCGAUUAUGGUUUUUCAACUAUCCGGGUCAACCACAACCGGGGACGCCAAUUUUUCCUCAACAUUUGGCGACUGUGCCUUUGCCACCAGCAUUACCCAUCGUUCAGCCACUACCAAGCAAUUUAUCGAUGGGACAACAGUCUUCGAUAUUUCAAAGUAUCCCUACGAACAACCCACCAUACCAUUUGAGUCAGAGAUUAGACUUUCGACAUCCGGAUUCGUAAGUAACAAGUGAUCACGGUAAAUGUGUACAUCGUCGAUUUAUAGUGCGCGACUGAAUCACUAAAAACUGAAAUCGCGUGUGAUAAUUACUACUAAACACUUUAGAAUGUAGCAGAACGUAUUGCAAUUUACGGUAGCGUUUCCAAAAAUUGGAAGACUUGCUGCUAUGUGAACGAACGAUGAAAUCGGAAGGAUUCGAGAAUCGCGUCGGUUCUGGCGUCAUUCGUACAUAUCAGGUUUGAAAAAUAAAACUCGUGGGGCCGAACUAUCGUCGGCAAUUCUUAGGAACUUAGGAAAUUUUUUUGUACUCGCAUUUAUUGUAAGGAGACACGGUAUACACAGUAUAUAGUUUCUUUUUUCAAUCGCAGUCUCUCCGUUUUUACAGGAAAAACCGAACAAACAUAUUUUUAUCUCCGAGAAAUCGUAACAAUAAAUAGUGCCGUACUUUCUUUCUUGUAUACAAACAUAGGAAACGAACUAAUAAAUUAUUUAUUAACUGUACAUUGAGAUUGGAUAUAAAAAUUAUAUCAAUAAAGUUUGUUACAAUA
Megalopta genalis is the source of this 1719-nucleotide messenger RNA. RefSeq names its product lateral muscles scarcer. Gene Ontology annotation, cellular component: nucleus. The record is from RefSeq and is a predicted model, not a curated record. Lineage: Eukaryota; Metazoa; Arthropoda; Insecta; Hymenoptera; Halictidae. Gene Ontology annotation, biological process: regulation of transcription by RNA polymerase II; neuron differentiation; central nervous system development. Gene Ontology annotation, molecular function: DNA-binding transcription factor activity, RNA polymerase II-specific; RNA polymerase II cis-regulatory region sequence-specific DNA binding.